Molecule: messenger RNA, 2103 nt
Organism: Symbiodinium pilosum
Lineage: Eukaryota; Dinophyceae; Suessiales; Symbiodiniaceae
Source: the annotation of a GenBank genome assembly
GUGCACCACAUGCACAGAUGCCAGCACGGCUGGACUCAUUUGACACAUUGGCGUUGGAGGCGGAUGCCGGCACUUUGCAUCGCAGGAAGCCUGUCCUCCAGAAGUCUCGUUCGGUGCCUGGCAAGCAGGGGAGGCGAAGCCCCUGCGCCAAAGAGAGCCUGCAGACCUCCACAGGUGCAUACCGCUGGAUUUCCAAUCCCUGUGGAGAUGAGCAUGCAAACAAUUGCAAUCGUACGCUCUCCUUACAAGGAGCGUUUUGGAUGCCCCCGACAGCCCACGGUUACGGCGGGGGUUGUUGGAGGAGAAGCCGGUGCUGGCUUUCUUGAGUUUCUCGUUAACGAGGACAACACGGAGGAGAAACUUCGAGCGGCACUGCAGGAUCUUUCUGGCUUCGAUUUCUUGUGGGUCAUCACGUACCUGCACAUGAACGAAGGAUGGUCAGCACGCGUCACUCCGCCAAGAGGGCCCCGCAAAAAGCGCGGCCUCUUUUCGACGCGGUCUCCGCAUCGACCGAAUCACAUUGGACUAUCUGCUUGUCGCUUGGUGGAUGUGGACAGUGCGGCCUUGCGAGUUAACAUCCUCGGACUGGACUUGCUUGACGGCACGCCCGUCCUUGACAUCAAGCCAUAUGUGCCAUACUGUGAUAGCUUUCCAGGUGCCCGUGCUGGGUGGUUGGACGAGCUUGAAGCCAACGGCCGUGACCACCUGACCUACUGGCGCUGGGAGGUUGCGCACGAGAAUGCUGAAUGGCCUGGCUGUCUGGUCUUUGCCCUCGCGAUGGGUGCAGUGGCGGUGCUGGUGUUUGCAUUCCUGUUUCUCUUGGUGGUUCUGGUGUCUCCAAGAUUGGGUUGCCCUGGCCUUUCAUCUCGAUUGCAAAUCGGCCUGCUUCAGCAUCCAGACUGGCCGCUAAGCCGGAUGGUUCUUCCCUGGAUUCGCGUUGCACAAGGCAUGGAACUCUGCAACGACGCGCGCUGUUACCGUCUCAGGGAGACGCUGGGAAACAACUACUGCUAUGCCGGCAUGGUGUCCAUAGGCAACUACAAGAUGGUUGAAGCCGCGCUCACAAGUGGCCAAACUCGCACAACUCUGCUCGGGGCGCAGCCUUUGGCCAACCUGCCCGCAGUGGACCGGGACAUUUUCUUGCUGCAGCUGGCUAAUCUAGACAUUAACUCCUUGCACGAGAGGUUCAUAGCUUGCUUCAAACACUACAUGUUUUGUGAGGGGUUUGCUGAGAGAAUGAGCUCCGAGAAAGCAGCGCGGCUUUGGAGACAGCUAGCUCAGGACUACAAAACCAUGCCACGGGGGCCCGAAGAGAAGUUUCACACCGCAGACGAUGCAGGCUUGCAAGGUUUCCUGAUACGGUACUUCUUCUAUGUCAUGAUUGGCCUUGAUCCAGAAGAUCCAGAACUGAUGGAAACACUGUUUCCAUUGAUGAGCGGGGACAUUCCGAUUGCACUUGCCUACUUGGCACCUUUCGCACAUCUGGGAAUCAUGAACCGCAGUAUCCAAGAAAUUGAUUCAAGGAUCUAUAACAGCCCAGCCCUCUCAGACUUCACCGAAGGUGAAGCACGCUUUGGCAAGAUGUCCAAGCUUGAGCUGGCGAGGAUAUCAACGUGCAUCUUCAGACUGGCAGCGAUCACUGGCACGCUUCAGCUGGCCAAGUCCAUCACCGGCGGCUUGAGGCUGCCGGCAUACAAGGAUAUGGACAAAAUUGAUAUACCUUCCUUGUGGGACAAGAUUGAUCUCAACGACACUGCAGCUCUGGAGAACUUUUGCCUCGAGGCUGCUCGCCUGGAUCCUCCAGUUAGUGCGGUUCACCAUGUCGCAACAGAAGAAUUCUCCAUCACCUUACAAGGUGCUGCGGUCAAUUUUCCUGCUGGCACACGCGUCCUGGUUCCAUUGAAUCUUGCAAUGACUGAUCAGGAAGUUUGGGGCGCGGAUGCCUUUGAGUUCAAGCCCGGCAGACCAGGGCUACAGGCGCAGAACAUGGUCUUCGGCAAUGUGGGGCAAGCGGGCACGCGAGUUUGUCCAGGCGCCGGCAUUGCCCUUGACACCUGUGUAAAAAUUCUUCGAGUCCUUGGUGAGGUUCGCCGCAGCCAAUGA